Trifolium pratense (red clover) is the source of this 2638-nucleotide messenger RNA. Its product is annotated as protein LONGIFOLIA 1-like. The record is from RefSeq and is a predicted model, not a curated record. Bases 329 to 2509 code for a protein of 726 amino acids. The transcript is spliced from 4 exons. Gene Ontology annotation, biological process: regulation of monopolar cell growth. NCBI's taxonomy places the organism in Eukaryota, Viridiplantae, Streptophyta, Magnoliopsida, Fabales, Fabaceae.
ACUAGUCUUUGUCUCUUUCAACAGUUAAAUUGCGCCCACCCCGUUUUAAAGACCCGAAAAGCGGGAGUGUAUAUGUAAGGAUAAAGCUACCCCCAUACACGAUACAUCCCAUUUCAUUUCAUUUCAUGAGACUCACUCUGAGUUUUGAGAGUGAGAGUGAGAGUGAGAGUGUGGUUAAGUUAUUAAGAUAGUAAUAGCAUAAUAGUAAUGGAGGCUGGCUUCACCAUCAACACAACACAAAAGCAAAUAAAGAAAGAGAAAUAGAGAGUGACAUAACAAUAACAUAACAGAACCACACCCCAAUAGUAAAGUUAAACAAACAAAAAAAAUGACUAGAACGGAAAGUAUAGACAUUGUAACCGAUCAGAAUCUUGAAAAACAUAUUCACAAACACAUGGGGUGCAUGGCUGGUUUCUUUCAAAUCUUCGACCGUAACCACAUUCUCUCCGCCAAACGCAUCUACUCCACCAAAAGACUCCCUCCGCCAUCGCCGAAAACACCGGAAAAAGACGGUGGCUCACCGGUGUUAUCAGCACCGUCACCUGUUAAAGAGAUCCAACAAUGUGAAGCAAAACAGAACCUUCCUGUUCUGGAACUCAAGGAAGGUACGAGGUCUUCAUGGAAAUUCUCAAGAGAAGCUCCUAGACUGUCUCUUGAUAGCAGAGCAGUUGUUGAUGCCAAAGGAGCACUUCAUCCAAGAGAGAUCCGAACAAACACAACGGUAAAUCUCGAUAACGGCGGCGAGAAACAGCGUCGUUCCACCAGCAGUGUUAUUGUUAGGCUAAUGGGUCUUGACUCAUUACCAACGGAUUCCGCCGCGAAGCUUCAGAGAUCCGCGUCGGAGUCCAGAGUUUCCAGAGAUCGGUUCUCUGAGUCUAAGAUUAAGGCCAACAAUUACACUCAACGUAGCAAUGUGGGUUUGAGCCAGAUGAAUAAUCAUAAUCAUAAUCAUACCAAUUCUAAUGCUGUUAAUGUUAAUGCUAAUAAUGUUAAUUUUGUUAAUUCUUAUGGUACCAAUGAUAAUCGAUUGUGGAAUGGUAGAGGUUCAGAGGGAGGUAAAGGUUCACUUCCUAUGAAGCAGAGUAAGGGAACAAUAAUGGUACAAAAGAAGAGUUUCUAUGAUUCUACUGAUUUCUUCCCUGAACCAAAGCACAAUGUUUCGAUCUAUGGAGAGAUUGAAAAAAGGUUGAAGAUGCGAGGGAUUAAUCAACCUUCUCAAGAUCUUGACACACUCAAGCAUAUCUUGGAGGCUCUCCAGCUUAAAGGUCUUCUUCAUUCCCAAAAACCAAACCAAUCUCCCAUUGUUCUAAUGAAACCUCUUAGAUCUUCUUCUCGGUUCGACCAGUUCAAUGGUCGAACUGGAUAUGAUUCUCCUCCUCCGCAUUCUUCAGUUCGGUCCAGUCCUCGAGCUCGUCGGAACUUAAGUCCUAGACUUUCCGGUGAGAAUGAUCGGGCUCAAGUUAAUUCAAGAAACUCGAGCCCGACCAGGAGGAAUGUCCCGAACGUGGAGACACGGAGGAGAGUUAGUAACGAAGGUAUUGAUUCGAGAAGAGUGUCUCCAGUUCAUUCCCCUAAGAUAAGUUCAAGAAGAAAUGCAACGGCUCCGACAAUGACAGGUGGAUCUCCUAGAAUGAGAAAAGUGAUUGAUCCUAAGGUGAAAAUGUUGAAUGUAGCAGAAGAUGAAUGGUCCACAGUUUCAGACAAUAGCUUCACCACCUCUAAUUCACAUACAGAUACAGAGAGAUAUAAACUGGAUGAGUACAAAGAAGGGAGGAAUCUGCUAGAUAGAUGUGAUAAGUUGCUGAACAGUAUAGCGGAAAUAACAUCAGCGAACGAGUUACAACCGAGUCCAGUAUCCGUUCUUGACUCGUCCUUUUACAAAGACGAGUGGUGUUCACCUUCACCAAUUACAAAACGAUGCAUUGAUUACAAUUUCAAAGAUCAAUCAGCGGAAUCAGAAGAUGAAAUGUGGAGUGCCGGCGAAGGAAAAUCCGACGAAGUAGAGGAUUGUGAUUUCGGUUAUGUAUCGGAGAUUCUUCGUGCUUCUAGUUACUUUCCUGAAGACUGUGACAUUUUCGGUUUACUUGAGAAGCAGCAAUUUCUGAAGGGGAAAGAUACAUCAAAGGCUUCAACGAUACAGAGGCGGUUAAUUUUCGAUACGUUACAGGAAAUUCUUAACCGGAACAAUCGGUUACCACCGUGGAAGGCAGUAGUUCAAGGAGAUGAGACGCCGAAGAUCUGGUCGGAGUUUCGGAGGAUACGAGAGAGGGAAGAAUCGGAAUCGGAGUCGUCGGAGGAUUUGUUUGGAGUGAUAUGUGGUGUGUUGAAGAAGGAUAUGGCGGAGGAGAUAAGUGGUUGGGGUGAAUGGACGGUGGAGAUGGGAGAUGUUGUUUUGGAUAUCGAACGGCUGGUAUUCAAGGAUUUAAUUGGUGAAACUAUACAACAUCUUGCUUCAUUUCUACCUCAAUGUAACAAACUAGAAGCGCUUCGUAGAAAACUUGUAUUUUAAGAGUUGCACGCUUUGUUUAAAUUUUCGCGCCCUUAAUUGCUUAAUUUUCUUUUUUUUUUGCUUUGAUUAGUGAUUUUGCUUUUACUUUUGUUGAUGACAAUGACAAAAUUACGAAUUUAUAAUCUGAAA